Messenger RNA from Zonotrichia albicollis (white-throated sparrow), 7747 nucleotides. The record is from RefSeq and is a predicted model, not a curated record. NCBI's taxonomy places the organism in Eukaryota, Metazoa, Chordata, Aves, Passeriformes, Passerellidae.
UCCGCGCCGACGGUGACACCGGGCAGAGCCCCGGCUUCCUGGGCAGGGAGCAGCCCGGAUGGAUGGAGAGGGGGCUGAGCAGCACCCGCUCCGGGUGCGGGGCGCAGCGCUGGGGAUGAUGCGUGCGGCUGGGCAGGGACGCUGCUGGUGGCCGUGGUGCCAGUCAGUGAUCUGCGAAACCAACCUCCAUCCCGGCUCCGUGGGGCUCGCACUCCAGGCUGGGCUCCUGGGCCAUGGGGCCGCAAAGCCCCCGGAGCUGCCCGGGACCGGCGCUGCUGCCACGGCAGAGCUGAGCUCCCCCAAGCCCCGGCCGGUGUGUGGCCAUUGCUUCCACUACAUGGGAACCACCAGCACACCUCAUUCCUCCCUCCCGGCGGAGGGUGCAGCAUUCCCAUGGGAUCGCCGGCAUGUCUCGACAGGGCGAUCUCCUUUCCCUAAAAUGCCUUUUGGGGGGAUUCCUCCUGCAACAUCCCGGUUUGUUCCUGCCGGUCCUGGCAUGUCAGUGCGGGAUAUGGGAUGUAGGAUGCUCGGGGUGGUCUCUACCCACGGUCUGUGCUGCCCCUCCAGAGAGACCAGCAAAGCUCAGUGAGAGCAGCUGGAGAAUUGAAAUGAAGUCUCCUGGAAUAACCUCCUGGCAGCAAGUCUGAAUGGCUGCUGUGGAGGGAAGGCAGCCAAAGCUCAUUUCACGGUCUGAGGGCUACAGUAACCCCCCCUGGCCCCCAUCCUCACGCCCACAAGCUCCCUCACCAGCAGGGAGCCAGGAGUGUUUCAGAGAUGGGUGGGGGGCAAAUCCCUUGAGCACGGGACUGCAGCCACAGGGGGGUUUGCCGUGUCCCUUGCUGGGUUCACAGCUCCCACGUGAAUUACCCAAGGCCUGAAAAUGCUGCAUUCUUGGUUGCAGUCCAGCUCUUAAUCCUGCGGCCUGGGGGCUGCUAUUUGCAGAGGAACAGGUUUGGAGCAACUGCGUGUUGGCUGCAGGGGGAUCCCCGGGUUUGGCCGUCCCUGCACCUUGCGGUGGCACCGUGGGUGCAGGGGCAGAGCUCUGUGGCUCGCAGGCAGCAGGAUGGGUCAGUCCCAGCGUGCCAAUGUCUGCACGGGACCAGCUGGGCUCAGCCUGCUGGCGCCUGCUUUUCAGGAGCUCUGCGACUCACCAGCUCCUUUCCCAUCAGCCCACCCGACAGCUGGGCCUUGGCAGCAAUCUGGGAGGCCCACAGUCUGUCACCUGGCUCCUUGGGUGCUGCAGGCUUUGCCCUCACUAGGCUCCAGUACCCAGCUUUCCAUGCCAAAUACCUGGGACCCUGAUUUGGGGUGGUCCUGAGCUACUCUGCGCUGCUCUGCACCUCCCUUGCCUGGCACCUGCAGCACAGGCAGGCCAUGAGGAGCUUGCUCAUGGGAAGACCCAGGAGUGCACACGGUGUUUUGGGAGCCAUUUUAAACCCAAGGGCGUUCACAGGGUGUUUUGGAGCCAUUUGAAACCCAAGGGAAUGGCCAAGGUGUUUUGGGAGCCAUUUGAAACCCAAGGGAGUGCACAGGGUGUUUUGGGAGCUGUUUGAAACCCAAAGGAGUGCACAGGGUGUUUUGGGAGCUGUUUGAAACCCAAAGGAGUGCACAGGGUGUUUGGGAGCUGUUUGAAACACAAAGGAGUGAUUUGGAAGGGGGAUGUGCAGGAGGAGAAGUGGGGCUGCUCUCAGACAAGACUGUGUGGUGGGAGUGUGUGGCAGGGACAACUGUCUGCAGCCCUGUGGCCAGAGAUGUCCCUGCACUGUGUUGCAGCCGUGUCACGUCAGCCCCAGCCCAGUGUAGGUGUACCUGGUCCCUUGCAGAGUGUCUGUGGCUGCUGCUGAAGCCACAAGGCUUUGUGUGCCACCGAGCCAGGUGCUGUGUUGCCCUGGCACUGGAGGAAGUGCUGGGUUAGUUCACUGUGGUACUUCUGUUUGUGGUGGUUUUUAGGAAAUGGAAAUUUUUAAAAACGUUUUUAAUGUCAAGACCCAGCUCUAAGCAAACUCUCCGUCCCAGGAGCCGCAGGCACUGGCAGGCUGUGCCAGCCUCCCCUUGGUUAUCCCCACCUUUGUGGGGAGGGAUGCCAGCCUUUGUGGGGAGGGAUGCCAGCCUUUGUGGGGAGAGAUGGCUGCCAGGGGCUGGCAAAGAGCAGAUCUGGCAGGGAGCUGUGCUGUUCCCGUGGGAAUCACCAUCAGAUCUGGUUUCAUCCUGCUGGCAAGGCUCAUCCUGAAGGUGCUGGGUGCUCUGUGCAGUGCCAAGGCCCGGGAAAAGCUGAAGCACCCCAUGGCACAGCUUGGCACUGCCAGGCUGCUGGCACUGUGCAGCUGCCCCUCGACUCCCUGGGCAUUAGCCAAGCCCGCUGGUGUUGGGAAUCACAUGCCAAUGCCAUGAAUAACGUGAGGCUGGCCCUGUGGGCAUGCACCACUGGCAUGGUGACAAGGGCGCUUUGUGCAGCACUCAGACACUGACACUGGGGCAUCCCUUUGCAGGGGACCCCCAUGGGGUCCUCACAUCCUGGACAGCUCCAGACCCAGGACACAUUGUUUUUAGUCCCUACGAUGAGGGGCUGGUUGUGCAAAGCUGUUUUGCAUCUCUGGGAACCCGUCCUGGCUUGCCACAAUUUCCUCAUCAUGCUGCUGAGUGCUGCUGAGUAACCACUGUGGUGUCGAGCUUCAGACUCACUCACACCUCGAGGAACAGAGCGUCACUUUCCCAACAGAGCUGGGAGGAAAACAGAUAAAAGCUCCUGGAUCUCCCUGCAUCCUGUGUUUGUUUGAGUCACCAGAGCUGGGAGUAACAUCUUCCCUUCUCCUUGGGAAAAACGUCAUGUCCAGAAGCCACGUGCCACCUCCAAAAGCUUAAAUGCCUGCUGCCAAGUCACCCAGAAGGCAGUAAGGUGGUAGUAAACACCUUUUGUUUGUGGGGUUUUAAGUCUUUUUCUCCCUGCCCUCCAUUCACCUGAGGUUUAGAGACCUCAGUACAAUGCUUUGGCCUUUCUUCCCAAGGCCAAUAUGUUAAUGGUGAUGGGAGGAUAAGAACUGGUGCCCAGCAAUAAGCCUCCCUCUCUGCUGAUAAGGGAGCCUGCUCCAAGCUGUGCAGCCCUGGCUCAGUUUCUGCCACCUCUUUGUACGUGAUCUGGUUGAUUUUGAGGCCAAGCCAGGAAUUUUUCCCCUCUGCCAUCCAGGCAUGGGAAGAUGACGAGGCAGAUUCAGGCCUGACGAGAACCCAGCACAUCCUGCUCCCUUUGCUGUGCCUGCUGCCAGUGUGGAUGGAGGCCCUGGUUUCUCACAGUGAAACCAUUUUCAGGGGAUUUUCUCUCGCUAUUGUUCAGCUCAGGAAGCAGCAAUCAGGCUCGGCCCAGCAGGAGCACACAGGGCUCGGAGGGGAAAUACCGAAAUACCAGCUCCCCCACCCUGCUUCCCACAGGGAUUUCUGGUCCCAGCUGAGUAACACUGAAAGGGGCUGAUCCUCUCCUCCAACCUCCCCAAUUAAACCUUAAGGAUGUCAGCACAGUGGGCUGGGCUGAGGCCUCAUUAAGAUUCCUCAUUCCCCAUCCAGAGGCGAUGCUUUAUUGCCCUGCCAGCUCUGUGCUGCCUCAACAUGGUUGAAGCUUCAUUGCUUUUAACUGCUCCAGGUGUUUUCCAACACCCACAGCAUUUUGCCACCCCAGGUCCGUGUUUUUUGGGUACAUAGGUGAGACUCCUCAGUGUGUGGAAAGGCACUGGGGUGCCAGCCCCAUCCAAAUCCAUUUACUCCUGCCAAGUCCAGCCUGUGCCAAACCCCCCAGAUCACACUGGGACACCUCAUUAGUGUCACUUAGCCACAGCCACGGCAGCAGGUUAAUUAACAACCCAAAGCCCCCGUCUGCUGAUGAUAAAUUGCCACAAGAAACAGGGGGAAAGGAUGUGGAGUGGGCUGUACACCCAUGCAGGAUCUGUGCUGGCUAGAGAAACUUCCAGAAAAGCCUGUGCUGGUGGGAGAAAUCUGCUACUGAGUUAUUGAGCAUCUGGUGACCCUUGAGCAUCUGGGAGAGCAGUGAGCCUUUGCAGGUGAUGCUGGCUGGUGCAAACAAAACAGUUUUGACACCUUGGUAGGUUUUGGGGGGAUAUUUGAGAGCAGUGCAGUGGGGUGCAGCAGUGGCCAAGGGUGCUGGCUUCACUUUGGGCAUUGACAAGAGUGGGCUGGGCCAGCUGCACUGACAGCCCCACCAAUGCUGUCCCACCCUGGGGCUUCUGCAGGGACAGACCCUGGCAGGGUGUGUGCCAUGGCUGAAGUGACAGCGGGGUGAGGAGGAGGUGACACUGGGGAUGCAGUUUGUGGCCUGGGGCAGGCAGAAAGCGCAACAAAAAGGCUGAAAGUGUGAAGGCGUGGCUGGGUGAGUGCAGGGGUGUGGAAGCACUUCAGGGUGCUCACUGCAGGCCUGGGUGGAGGUCACAGAAGCCCUUCCUCAUGCAAAGAUAAAGAAAAGGGUGGUGGAGCAGAGUGGCAGAUGAAGGGAUGGGCAAAGGGGCUGUGCAGGAUGUGGCCCAGCAGUUGUGAGCAGCAGAUUUGGGCAGCCAUGGUUGCUGUGCUGGCAGUGCCAGGAUGUUCUUGGGAGAGCCUUUUUCUGCAGGCUGCAAUGAUGGAGUGGUCUGCAACGUGCCCAGCUCCUCAGCUAAUCUGCAGGAGCUGAAAACAUCCAAGAAAAUAAUUUCAGGGCUGGUGAAUUAGGAAACCACAGUUUCCUUCUGUUCCUAUCACUUCUGAUAACAAGUCAGGGUGUUCACUGAGAUGUGGGGCUGAGAGCGGAAGAGGGGAGGGACCCCUCCUGUGCACUCUUUGUUUGGAGUGCUGGUGCACCCUGGGACCCCUCCUGUGUGGGUUGUUUGGUUGGAGUGCUGGGGCACCCUGGGACCCCUCCUGUGUGGGUUGUUUGGUUGGAGUGCUGGGGCACCCUCUCCAUGCUGAGAGCUCAGGGGCUCCCAGCCUCUGCCACCCUUCCAGCCCACAGCCAGCUUGGAUGCCCAGUGCUCCUGGCUCCUUCUGGAGGCAGAGACAACAGGGACCUGCCUGUGACACUGGCUGUGUCCCACCUGCACAGCCUUUGCUCUCAUCCCUGCCCUCAUGGCUUGGGGGAUACUCAAAUACUCAUGUGGCCCCUUCCCUUUGUACCCUUUCAGGCUCUGCUGUCUCCUUGAAGGCCAGGCCAAGGUAGAGCUGCCCAGGAUGAAGGUCCUCUUCCUGCUCCUUCUCUCCCUCCUCCAAGGGCUGGCAGCCUGUGGCCUCAGGGAGGAGGAUUUUCGCUUCUGUGGGGACCGGAACCAGACCGAGGAGAGCUCUGCCGUCUUCCAGCAUGGCCCUGCCGCCAUCUCCAUCGAGAACACGGCCCAGGCUCUGAUCAUUAAAAAGCCCUUUUUGCCAAGCAGGAGAAACUCCUACUACGAGUACAGGCUGCCCCCCACCUUGGGCAGGUACCGCUUCUGCAUCUUCUGGUUUGAGUCUAACAGGAGCCUGCAGCUGGUCUAUGGGAAGCAGAGCAUCCCCCUGGGUGGGGACACAGCCAGCAGCAUCCCCCGGGGACAGGAGAGUCAGAAGACUGAAAGAACCAGAGCCAACAUCUUCAAUGUGUCCUAUAUCAUAAAGGGUGGGAAGAACACCUCCCAGGAUGCUAAAGAUGAAUACUUCUUCAAUGCCUCUACAUUGAGCAUGCCUGUGUGGGAGCAGGACGUGGAGCAGCAGUUCAGUGCCCUGGACAGCCUCAUUGCCCAGCCCCUGGCAGCAGCCCCGGGGCACAGGGAGCAGCAGAGGCUCCGGCGCAGCACACUCGGGGAGCUGGAGAGGAUGCUGGCCAAGGUGGAGCUGGAAGGGCAGAGCCAGACCUUUGGGGAGGCCACUGUGCACGCCACCGUGCUGAGGGUGCAGCCCAGCCGGGCUCCCCAGCCCCUCACCUUCGCUCCCCUGAGAGAGGAGAGUGGAGAGGUCCAGGGAUUCACAGUGGACCUGCCAAGCAGCCUGUUCAUGGUGGUGAAGGACAGGGAGGAGGUGGCGGAGCACAGGGUGCUCGUCAUGGACAUCAACAGGCAGACUAUGUUCCAGGAUGAGAACAGCAGCCACGUGCUGGGUGACAAGGUGGUCAGCAUCUCCCUGGUGGACACAGUGGUGGCCAACCUCUCCGAGCCAGUGGUGCUCACCUUCUUCCAUGACCAGCUCCUGAGGAACGUGACCCCCCUGUGCGUGUUCUGGCAGGAGGACGCCUCUGGCAGUUCUGGGAGCUGGGACAGCUCUGGGUGCACCACAGUGACAGGGAGCAGCCAGACACAGUGCAGGUGCAACCACCUCACCUACUUUGCUGUGCUCAUGGUUUCUUCUCCAGACAUCACCUCAGUGCACAGGAAUUACCUGAGUAUCAUAAGCUACGUUGGCUGCCUGAUCUCAGCUUUGGCUUCCAUUUGCACCAUUUUCUUCCUCUACUUCAGGAGCAAACAGCGGGACCAGAUCACGAGCAUGCACAUCCACAUGAACCUGCUGGCUGCCAUCUUCCUCCUGGACAUCACCUUCCUCCUCUCGGAGCACCUGGCUGCCAGCAGCAGCGAGGCCAUCUGCACUGCUGGGGGGCUGUUCCUGCACUUCUCUCUGCUGAGCUGCCUCACCUGGAUGGGCAUCGAGGGCUACAACCUCUACAGGCUUGUGAUCGAAGUCUUCAACGCCUACCACGACCAUUUCCUGCUCAAGCUCUGCCUGGUUGGCUGGGGGCUCCCCAUCUUCUGCGUGGUGACAAUCCUCCUGGCCAGCUGGACCAACUACGGCCCCAUCUCCAUUCCCAUCUACGAAUCCAUUGAUGGCAGAACCGUCAAUGCAACCAUCUGCUGGAUCACGAGCCCCCUGGUCCACAACUCCGUGAACCUGGGUUUCUUCACUCUGGUGUUCCUCUUUAACUCGGUCAUGCUGGGGGCCAUGGUGCGCGAGAUCCUCCGGCAGAACAAGAAGGGUCACAAGCUCAAGCACAUCCUGGCCCUCCUUGGGCUGAGCAUCCUGCUGGGCAUCCCCUGGGCACUCAUCUUCUUCUCCUUCACCUCUGGUGUGUUCUGCCUUGUCUCCCUCUACAUCUUCACCAUCAUCAACUCCCUCCAAGGUUUCCUCAUCUUCCUCUGGUACUGGACCAUGGUGCUGCAGGCGAGGAAGGGCCCUGACUCCCAGAGCAGCUCUGACAGUGCCAAGCUGCAGCCCAGCAGCAGCUGAGCCCCGUGGUGCCCGUGCUGUGCCAGAGCUGCCCAUGCCAAGCAUGGCCACAAGAAGGCUCACACCAUCUGCUUUGCUACUGCACCUGCCCUGUAUGCCACAGGGAGCCCAGGGACCCACAGUGGGGCCAGCCACCCCCCCUCUGCUGGCCCCCUCCCCAGUUUUCUCAUCCUGGCAGGCUUGGCAUCCUUGGGGCAGGAGGGAGGGAGGGAUGCUUACUUGGGCAGUGGGGGCUGUAAAAUGUGGAAGGGGCAGGGACAGGGUCCCCAGUGCCUUUGGAUAUCCCCUCCCAUGUCCUGAGGCCAGGAGGGAUGGGUGGGAAAGGCCCAGUUUUCAGCCCUUGCUGAUGGUCACCAUUAGGGUCCUUCCCCAGGGAAGACAGAACGAUUCUGCCCCUGCCACACUCUCAGGCAGCUGAAAUAAUUAUUUUUUUUACUUUAAUGUUUAAUGUCUAUUUGUGGGUGAUGUAGGAGCUCAGUGAGCAUGCCUGCACACCACAUCUGUCCCCAUUAAAGUGUUUUUUCUCUGA